UUACCCAUCACUCAUCCUUGGGAGUUUUGGCAUUAUUAAUCCUCAUCGGAGGGGGGCGGGGGAGUUUCGCCACUCAAUGCGAGAGAAAUUAUGCUAAUUUUAUGCCGACUUGUGGGGUAUAGUGCCAUCUGUCUUGAGAGGCUCAAAGUGGACGAGAAAGCAACCACCGACACCAGCAACCUUCCGCUGGCAGACCCCAAACCGGCCUGGAUCGACCCGCGGUGUAGUAAUCGGGGGCCACUGGCCAAUUCAGACCUGGAAAUGGGAUUGGGUGAUUGGCGCCGAGGGUCGUUGCCGGUAUCGCUGUCGUCCUCCUCGGAUAUGAACGACGCGCAACAGACUAAACAGCCCGGUGGCGAUGAUGUGUUGGUGCUGAACCGCUGUAAUCAUGUCUUCCAUGCCUCUUGUCUGGUAUUAUGGGUCGAGCAGCAUCGGUAUAGGUGUCCAAUAUGUCAGGCGUCGCUGAAGCAUGGGUCUUGACGGUUUUCUUUUUGCCGAGUUUCCGUCUUGGAGGCUGCUUGCCGAGUCUUUCUGCCAAGAGUAAGGUGUAACCAGACGUUUUAAGGUGACCUGGCGUUUUUGGUGCUGGUUGGCUGGCGGUGCUGGGAUAUGAUGUCUCUUUUUUUCGGUUUACUCGUUUGCUUCUGCAUCUUAGCCCCCGCUCUCUCUUU
Aspergillus homomorphus CBS 101889 is the source of this 671-nucleotide messenger RNA. RefSeq lists its product as uncharacterized. The transcript has a single exon. Gene Ontology annotation, molecular function: zinc ion binding. NCBI's taxonomy places the organism in Eukaryota, Fungi, Ascomycota, Eurotiomycetes, Eurotiales, Aspergillaceae. The record is from RefSeq and is a predicted model, not a curated record. The coding region runs from base 91 to 480 and encodes 129 amino acids.